AUGAAAUCGUGGAAGAAAAUAAAAUACAGCACGUUUCCUGUCAGGCGGCCUGACGGCCACGCGCCUCUUGCUCCGCCGCAAUCACCGCCAACAACUUUCAGAUCCGACAUUGGAGACGGCGGCUAUGAGCAAUUUCAACCACCAAUACCAUUAUUUCCACCACAAUCGCCGCCGACAACUUUCAACAACCAACUUUCAGACAUGGCCGACGGCUUUCAACCACCACCACCAUUAUUUCCACCACAAUUUCAACAACCAACACAGAUAUUUCCGCCACAAUUUCAACCACCGAGUUUUCAACCUCGCCACCUUCAACAUUCUCCUCGAUUUCUAACACCACCGAAUUUUCAACCUCGCCACCUUCAACAUCCUCGAUUUCUACCACCACCGAUUUUUCAACCUCGCGACCGUCAUCCUCCUCCUCGUUUUCAACCUCCUGCGCGAUUUGAUAACCCUAAUCAAAGCGACCUUCAUCCUCCUCCUCGAUUUCAACCUGCUGCCCGAUUUGAUAACCAUAAUCAAAGGGACCUUCAUCCUCCUUCUCGAUUUCAACUUCCUGCGCGAUUUGAUAACCCUAAUCAAAGGGCUUUUACAACAAUGCAGCAAGUAACUACUGAAACAAGUUCUGGAACAAAGGAAAAUACAUCUGAAACAAGUUCUGCAAUAACAGGAGAAACAACCUCAGCUUAUUUUUCAGGUUCAAAAGAUAUUUGGAACGAUUUAACAGAGGAUGAUAUUAGAGGACCUUUGACUGGAUAUACUGGCACAUUAACUUUUUGCAUCAUUUCCAGAUCACAAAGAAAAAUUGAUGAAGAAAAGGGAAAAGUAAUUGAAGGACUCACACUAUCAGGAAUAACUCCAGCAGAUUCCUAUAGAUAUAUGUGUAAUGAAGCUGGCGACGCAAGGGUGGUUGGACACACAUUAGUUGACCACAUGAAUUUCACAAGUAGAUUGAAAAUGAAAAGACUAGAAGGAAAAGAUACACAAGCAGUUGUGAACAUGUUAAUUAAGAGAGGAGAAGAAGAUCCAACAUUUUAUUUCCGAGUAAAGGUUAACGAAGAAAACCAAGUAAUUAGCAUGUUUUGGAGAGAUGGCAUGAUGAGAGAAGAUUAUGACAUAUACGGUGAUGUCUGUGUCUUUGACACGACUUUUAGAACAAACAAAUACAAUUUAGUUUGUGCGCCAUUUGUAGGUGUCAACAACCAUUGGAGUAAUGUGAUGUUUGGUUGUGCUUUUAUUGCCGAUGAGAAGACACACACUUUUGUGUGGCUAUUGGAAACAUUUCUGGAGUCUAUGGGAGGAAAAGCACCUAUAACUAUCUUUACAGAUCAAGAUCAAGCAAUGGCAAAUGCUAUUGAACAAGUGUUUCCUAAUACCAGACAUAGAUUAUGCUUAUGGCACUUACAAAAGAAUGCUGUGUCAAGAUUUGGAGACUUAAAAGCUGAUAAUACCUUCAAAGACACAUUCAAGAAGUGCUUAUAUCGUUGUUACAAUGAAGAAGAAUUUGAAACCACUUGGUUUGACAUGAUUACUAAGUAUAACCUUCAAAAUCAUGAUUGGUUUACAAAUCUCUAUACAAUAAAAGAAAAAUGGUGUACGGCUUUGAACAAAGAUUUUUUCUCAGCUGGAAUAUUGUCUUCACAAAGGAGUGAGAGUACUAACAAUGCAAUUGGAUUUAAAGGGAACAAAUCAACUUCACUAACAGAAUUCUUUCACAUUUUUGGAGCAACAGUGGAUCGUUGGAGAUAUCAAGAAGAUCAAAAUGAAUAUGAUUGUGGAAAUGCUUUGCCUAAAUCUGAUUUUCCGAUGGUCGGAAUGAUAAAACAUGCAGCAAAUGUUUACACACUUACAUUGUUUAGAGACUUUGAAAAAGAAUUCAAGUAUGCAAUGGGUUGCAUCUCAAAUGUCAACUACAUCAAUGGAAAUUUCUUUGGUUACAAAGUGCAACAUGAAUCUUGGCCAGAACAUACUGCCCAUUAUGUAGCAUUUGAUCCAACAACAAAUUCCAUUAAAUGCACUUGUAGGAACUUCGAAGAAUCAGGAUGA
Messenger RNA from Spinacia oleracea (spinach), 2046 nucleotides. Its product is annotated as protein FAR1-RELATED SEQUENCE 5-like. The transcript is spliced from 7 exons. NCBI's taxonomy places the organism in Eukaryota, Viridiplantae, Streptophyta, Magnoliopsida, Caryophyllales, Amaranthaceae. Bases 1 to 2046 code for a protein of 681 amino acids. The record is from RefSeq and is a predicted model, not a curated record.